AUGGAAAAGGACGCCAGCAGGCCGAAAAUAUUCAUAACCAUCCUGUUGUUCGUCUCGUUCCAUUUGAUUUUCUUCUCGUACCAUUUAAGCAGCAGUCUGCCUCUAUGGCUGUCGAGCAGGACGAAAUACUUCUGCGAGGACACGGUGACGGCUUCCAAGAUGAUCCACCUUGAGGACGCGAUCGAGGUUUUGGACAAGAGAGAUCAAAGCCGGCGUGCUUACUACAUGAUCGACUCGUCCAGACAAGGUGUCGUUUACGGUCGACAAGCGUGUGCCGUCGAGUCGUUGGCCAAAAACAACCCUGACGCUGACGUCUACCUUUUGGUCCUUUACCCUCCAAGAGACCUGCGUGUCCAAACAAACGAGCAGCUGGACAUGGUGAAGCGUCGCUAUCCAAAUAUUCAAAUGCUAUCGGUGAAGAUGGAAAAGUUAAUCGAGGGCUCCAUCCUGGAGGAAUGGUACGCGAGGGGCGAACUGAAUAAAAGUUCGUACCCCGUUGAGCAUACUAGUGACCUGAUCAGGGUCCUGGUCGUGCAGAGGUACGGCGGCACGUACUUGGACCUCGACUUCAUCGUCCUGAGGAGCCUAGCAGACCUGAGUGAAAACUUCGUCAGCUAUCAGAUGUCGUCCGACGUGAACAACGCAAUGUUUGGCUUUUCCAAAAAUCACCUCAUCACGCGCAUGAUUCUGCAAAGGGCCAGGGACAAAUACGAGCCCUGGGCUUUUGCCACCAUCGGUCCAUUGAGUCUAAUUCAUGCACUCGAAAUCUACUGCGGCUGCAAUGUGACGGAAAUGGUCAAAAACGACACUUGCAACGAUUUGAGAGUGUAUCCAUCUGGUUAUUUUUAUCCCGUCGCAUACACGGUGUGGUGGGUCCUCUUUGAGAACAGCACGAGCGAAAGGCUUGCCUCUUUUAACGAAUCGUACGCGAUCCACUUUAGUAAUUUCAUGAGUAAAAAUGAAAUUGUACGCGUCGGAUCGGACCAAGUGUACAGCGUCCUCGCAAAACAGCACUGCCCCAGAGCGUAUUGGAGUUCAUAUGAUGUGUUUUAA
Messenger RNA from Cloeon dipterum, 1053 nucleotides. RefSeq names its product lactosylceramide 4-alpha-galactosyltransferase-like. NCBI's taxonomy places the organism in Eukaryota, Metazoa, Arthropoda, Insecta, Ephemeroptera, Baetidae. The transcript has a single exon. The record is from RefSeq and is a predicted model, not a curated record. Gene Ontology annotation, molecular function: hexosyltransferase activity. The coding region runs from base 1 to 1053 and encodes 350 amino acids. Gene Ontology annotation, biological process: glycosphingolipid biosynthetic process.